This is a messenger RNA of Limulus polyphemus (Atlantic horseshoe crab), 4189 nucleotides long. Its product is annotated as RNA pseudouridylate synthase domain-containing protein 3-like. Gene Ontology annotation, biological process: pseudouridine synthesis. NCBI's taxonomy places the organism in Eukaryota, Metazoa, Arthropoda, Merostomata, Xiphosura, Limulidae. The transcript is spliced from 9 exons. The record is from RefSeq and is a predicted model, not a curated record. The coding region runs from base 272 to 1387 and encodes 371 amino acids. Gene Ontology annotation, molecular function: RNA binding; pseudouridine synthase activity.
ACAAGAGGUCACCCCACACACACACACAUUAUCACGCAGAGUUAGAACUUAGAGUGUAAUGUGAUUUAGGAAAUAAUUUCGUAACAAAUAACUAAUAUAACUUUUAUAAGAAGUUAAAUAAUUCCACUGACAUUUCUGUGCGACUACAAAGAUAGUGAUCUGUUACUUUAUUACUUAGUGUGUUAUGUUACACCUAUGAAUUUAAACUUGUGGUCGUGAGGUCCAAAGUGGAACUGGAACUACCAACUACAACUUACACUUACAAUUAAACAUGUGGACACCCAUCAAACUUCAGAAAAAUGUUUUGUGUAAAUUCUUAUGGAAUACACAACGGUGCAUAUCUGUAAAAAGAAACAAACUUAAGGAUGCAGAAGGAUGUAUCACUAGUCUACCAAGUAACCAUUGUUAUACAAACUUGUAUCCUUGGAAGCAUAAAGAUGAGUUUAUUGAAUAUAUGGUGAAAAGCAUUGUUUAUAACAACGAUGGUCUAAUUGUGGUUAAUAAACCUUAUGGUGUACCAAUCUAUAAGCAUAAUGUUCAAGCUAAUGAAAAUAAAAGCACAGUAACUCAGACUGUGCUCAGCUCAUCUCAAGUAGAAUGUCCAUAUGUUCUUGAAGAUGCACUAGAAGCUUUAAAAAGUCACUUACAAUAUACAGAUUUGAAAAUUGUUAAGUCAGCAGAAAGGUAUAUGAGUGGUAUCGUUUUACUGGCAGCCACUGAAAAAGUGGCCCAGAAGAUAAGGAAAGCCAUAACAAGUAGUAAGACCAGAAAGCAACCUUUCAUGAAUUAUUGGGCAAUCACUAAAGGUUAUCCUGAUCCAGCGAUAUUAGAAGAAAGGGUUGGAAUUAAACUUAUUGAAGUAGGACAAGAAAGCAACAAGCAGCCUAUUAUUGUAAAGAAGUUUUCCAAGAAAGAAGUGUUAAACACGAAAGUUAGACCCGUGAAUGUGGAGUUUAGAACCAUAUGUAUCAAUAAGCCUCUUUCAUCCUGUCUUUUAGAAAUAACAACAUCUUCAGUGAAGUGGCACUUUCUUCGGGUUUAUUUGGCUAACAAGGUAUCAUGUGUGUUAGGAGAUACUCUAUAUUCAUCAAGGGUACGUCAAAUUUUAGGACAACCAUUCACCAUCAGUCCCUACAAUACUGCAGCCUAUGAUAUUCAGUCCUUACCAAAUGAAGUCUGUAGUAGGUUAAAAAUUCCAACUGGAAUUAAAGGACACACACUUGUUCCUGUUAUGCUUCAUCAUCAGUCCUUUCUAUUGCCAGAUUUCGUUUCAAAGGGCCAAGAUCUACUCAUAUCUGCCUUACCACCAAGCCAUUUUUUGUGGACAUGUUCUCAACUUGAUAUUCUUCCAGAGUCUAACUUGAUGGUAGAAUGCUCUGUGACUUAAAAAUGUGUCAAUUUGCAAUAGACUUUGUAUACUUUUUAAAUUAUGUAACAAUUUAUUGCUAUAAAGACUGGCAACAUUUUUCUUGUUUAUUAACAUUGUUCUCUCACUCUCUCGUUUUUUUUAAUAGUAAAAUGGCAGAUAUUAACUUAUGACAUCUUAACUGUUAUGCCACAUACUUUUGUUUCUCCCCAAAAAAGAAAGAAAAACUGUGCUGUGUGUAUAUAUAUAUAUAUAUAUAUAUAUAUAUCAUAUAUGUGCAGUUAAUUUAAAUAUUCAGUAACAAAUUUUUAAUUUUCUUAAACUUCAAGUGACAAAAUGUUCAACGCUAUUCCUAACAACCUUAAUAUAUCUUAACUAUGUACAUGUCCUAAUUCAACAUUAUUUUGUUGGCAAAACUGAUUUAUCAACUUUUGGUAUUUGGUAUAUAAAUUAGAACAUUUUUAUUUUUUAAAACAAAUUUAUUGUACAUUUUUCAGUAAUUGGUCAAAGAAAAUUGUUCCCCCCACUCAAAGGGUGUUUUGGGCUGUGUUCUUCAUUAAAACACUAUAAAUUUUGAGAAUUCUCAUUUUUAUAAACGUCUUUUGUAUCUCAUUAUUUUAUCUGCUUAGUAUGCUUCAGUCAUUUGUUUAAAGCAAGGUACUUGUUCAUUGAACAGCAAAUUACAAUGAAUUUUAUACAUUUAAAGUGAGUCAUUGUUGAAGUUCGCAUGUGUUUUUUGAGCAUGUUUGCGACUGAGAAUAUUGAGCAGAAGUUGAUAAUAUUUUUGUCCAUCACAGUGCUUGGCUUCGCUGUAACAAACUUCAUACAAUCUCUUAAACAUAGACAAGGCUAUUGCCAAUGGAGUUGCUACUGGUGCACUUGUACUAGAGUUUUUGAGAUAGAGAGUCCCCUGACAGAAUAAUCAUCCCUGGAAUUCCUCUACCCUCCGCAGAAAAUAAAAAUUAAUAUAUAUAUCAUGGGGUUGAUCUUUAAAAUGUGAGUGAGCAUGGCAUAUUUUAUCAAUGGUCUGUCACUGUACAGUAGAGUUGGUGUCAAGAGUAUGUAACUUUGGUUUUAAUCAAUGGCUUUAAAUAUUAUAAACAUUAUCAUUAUUUUAACUUUCAAUACAUUUUUAUUCAGUUGCUGACUUGGAUUUGACAUGUUAUGAAAUAUGUGAGUAAUUACCACACACUAGCUCUUAAGGGAGAUCUAUAUGUUCAAUUUGCAAACAAGCCCUCAAAUCUGUCAUUAUGCCUGAAAGUAGACUUUUAUGUUUUUUGAAGUGAUGCACAUAUACAUGAUAAAUCUAAAAUGCCUAUAUUAAAGGAAGAUUUUUCUUAUUUAAAAGGGAUAUUAAUCUUCAGUGAGAGAUUGUUUUAACAUUCAAUGAAAAGUGUUUAUUAUAUGUUUAAUAAAGACAAGCAUUAUGUUAACAGUUCAAAAGAUUAACUUCAAUGAAAACUAAAAACAGAAAUGAAUAUUGUUCCUUUUUUAUUUUAUCACUGCAGUGUUGCAUCAUCAUAAAGUUAACAUUGUUGAAGAGUGAUAAUAUAAGAAUCUUGUAAUAAAGAUGAGAUUAUUUUUAAAAGGUAAUUUAUAUUCAUUUAGUGACAUUAAAAAGUAAUUUGGAUUUUUUUUUUGUGAAAUGUUUUAAAAAAUUGAUUUAAAUUAAAGGUAUGUAAUUGUUUGGGUCCAUAGGGUAUGCUUUACAGUGAGAAAUAUUAGUAGUAGGAAUUAAUUGGCUAACAAAAUGAAUUAGUGUCAGAAAUUAGCUUUGUAAUGAUUUAAAAAAAAUAUUAAUGUAAUAGCCACACUUGGUAACUAUGAGUUAGAAAAAUACCCAUUUGUCACCACUCUGUGUGCUCUACAACCAAGCCUACUUUCUAUACUUUUUUGUUUAUAUUUCCACUAGUUCCAUAACAAUUCAAUUUAUUAAUUAAACUUUUGGUAUAGAACCUGUAAAAAGGCUUUCUGAAAGUCAAUAAUUCUUUAACAAUUUUAAGUUAAGAAACACCUUUUUUUAAAAAAACGAAAGCAUGCAGUGUAUUGUACAUUAAUAUUAACUUUUAAGAGAUUCCAAAGUAUUGCUAAUAACAGAAGUAGAACCCAUUGGUCCAUAUUUUUCUGGGUUACUUCAACAAUAAUGAACAAGUUGACAAGUUUUGGUAUCUCUCGUAUAAUAAUAAUGCAAUGCCACUGACUUGUCAACCCAGCCUGGCAUGGCCUGUUGGUUAAAGCACUUGACUUGUAAUCUGUGGGUAGUGGGAUUAAAACUUGUUGUAGAAUGUUUGUUCUUUUAACCAUGGGGCCUUAUAAUUUGAUGGUUAAUCCAAUUCUUUGUUGGCUAACAGUUGGUGAUAGGUGCAGCCAGCUGUUUGCCUACUAUUGAUCAGCAGUUUGAAACUAGACCCCCCUGUGGCUCAGCAGGAAACCUAAAGGCUCAUAAUGCUAAAUACUGAGUUUUGAUACUCAGUGUGGGCACAGCACAGAUAGCCAUUGUGUAGUUUUGUGUUUAACAACAAAACAAACAAUCAAAAUUAGGAACAUCAACAGAUUAGUAGUUUGUCAUAAACAAACAAAAAUGUGUCACCCUGUAAACUGCAUUAAUCCAGAUAUAAGACUGGCAGUAUGGAAAAGGAGUGGGAGAUAAUAUUAUGAUAUAUUAUUCAUUUGUUACAAAAUUGUAAGAUAGAUUGUCUUUUAUUGUAUAUCAACUGACCUUAACUAUUACUUGAACACUGUAAUCCAUAAUUAAUUUAUUCUAUUCAGGAGUGAAAACUGACCAAACUGUGGACUCAGACAAAAAUAAAAAUUGAGUCUAAA